GAAAAAACCAGUCAGAUCUGAAGUAGAUCUUCCUUCCUUAUCCUUCUUCUCUUUCAAGCGCAAAGUAGCUCCAAAUCAAGCGUCAAUUGGCCCAGGCAAGAGAGGUUUCACACAUUCGUUUGAAGAACAACGGUCAGCAAGCCCAGCCAAUGACACUGACCUCUCCUCCUCCUCCGGUUCCGUUCAGAGUGAGAACCAUCUACUCAUGGGGCGGUUCUGAAGAGGAUGACCUUGGGUUUAUCGAGGGAGACAUCAUCGAAGUUGACGACCUGGGCGAUGGGAACUGGUGGCAUGGACGGUUGAGGAGAAACAAGAUGGCCGGUAACUUCCCUUCCAACUACGUUGAGAUCAUCAGAGUACCGAUACCGACCUCCUCAGUGACGCCGUCUGCUGGAUCGCCAGCCACCGUGAAGUCGCAUGGCAGAUCAACGUCACCGUCGUCGCCGUACUCAAAGUCGUCGUACUCAAAGUCACGGAUGGCACGAAGCACAAGGCUCCAAGACAUCCACCGUGAGAACUCGCAGGAGGACGACUCUGAGAUGCAAUUCAGCUUCCAAUCUUCCCAGAAGUACUAUAAGAACCCUAAGGUUACACAAUCGUCAGACAAGGUCGUCCAAUCGUCCAACAUCUCGUCAAACUACGAGCUUCCACACUCACGUUCAGUUCCAACACAUCUCCCACUGGAAAGAGGAUACACGCAUCAGCCACGUAGAGGGUCCAGGGAGCCUUCUCCUCCAUUUGCACAGUCCUCAGCACAGUCUUCAGCACCCAGAGGCUAUAGCUACGGUCCUUCUGCACCUCCCAUCCCACAACAUUCUGUGCCAGUGAAGUCCAAGUCUUCUAUGAACCUGCCCACGGUUCAAAGACACGCAUCACCACCUGAAGUACCAGUGAAGGACUCCUUCAGUAGAAGUGGCAACACAAGACAGCCCCAGCAGCCUUCACAGGAGUUUGUUCUUCCAUAUGACCCUGAAACGUUAAACCAGUCCAAAUCUGCGUCUGGCUCCCAGUGUUCAAAUGUCUUUAGUUACUCCAACGGUUCAUACUUCACUGAUUCUCAAAGCUCAAGCCAGAGUACUUUCGCCAUGAGUGAUUUCAGUGCCACCAGUGCAGGCUCAUAUUCAAGACACAAGUGGGAAGAGCAGCAGAGGGCAUCUGUCAAGUCGCAGUCCUUGAAUACCAGUGCGAGUGGUAAUAAUCUGCUUGUUGAUGACAAGAAGAUUAAACACUCUGGUGGAAUCCUCAAGAAGUUCUUUUCUACAAAGGAUGCACCGCCGUUGCCUUCUAUGGAGCAAAUGACAAGGACUGUUAACGAUUUGGCAGUCAACGAUGAGAAGAUGAACUCGUGGAUUGAAUUUAAGAUCGAUCUCAACAGGGCCAACUCGCUUAGUGCCAAAGAACGCCAGGUGAGGGAGAAAAGGGUUAGAGAGAAUGAAGGAUACAUCAUCUUAGAGCCCCAUAAGCAGCUCUCUACGAUCAACAGCAACGAGUGCAUUGAGACUGAUCACAAGAUGGACUUGGACUCUAUCAGCCUCAAGCACGUUGACAGCUUUGUCCGUCAGUUGAAAGUACAAACCAAUAUCAUGUCACCUGAUGCCUUCAUCACCAAUGAAUUUGCCAUGAAGUUCUCUAGUAAGCUGGAAUAUCUAAGAGCCUUGUUUGUGCUGUGUGCGGAAAGCUUCACCAUCAAGGAAACAAAGGCAGCUGCUAAUAAGGACAUUGGCACGAAUGUUGAUGAGCUGUUCUAUCACAAGACAGGGACUCCCUUUGAGAUGGCAUAUCUUUUCAAAUACAUGUGCGAUUCCAUUGGGCUAAAGGCAGAGUUGAUCGAGGGGUCUUUGAAGACUCCACGAGCCAUCGUUAGACACUUCUGGAACGGUGUUUUGAUCAAUGGUGAAUGGAGACUGAUCGACGUCUCUAUGGGCAAUCUUGCCAACCCAAUCUACGAUAUCUUGCCGAACAAGACUGAGGAGUCGAACGAAUCCUUCUACUUCCUUGCAGAGCCUCUAAAUCUCAUCUAUACACACAUCCCAGAUAAGUAUGAGCACCAGCACAUUAUUCCACCGAUUGACCCUAUGGCUGCAUUGGCAUUACCACCUUGUUUCCCAUCCUUUUUCAAGAAUGGGUUGAUGAUCCACAAGUUCAGCAAUGCCCUGACGAGACUUGAAGGGUUUGAGAUCUUUGAGGUUGACCUUAAGAUCCCCAAGGACAUCGAAGUCAACGCCAUCAUUACAACGAAAUCCGAAGCAGUGAACACGUUGGCACAGGUGUAUUGGAAACAUAAUGAAAGAUACUGUAAGAUCAAAGGACACCUACCAGCAAACAGCAGCGUGGGAUUUGUGAAUAUCUUCUCCGGGUUAAGAGGUGUUCAGAAAUCACUACAGAACAUCCAUCCUUUGUCCAUGGUCAUUCCAAUCACUCAUUCUGGAGAUUUCAGACCUUUGGACUUUGUCAUUCGUUAUCCAACUGUUCAUUCACAGCUCAACGAUCUGUACAUCAAACAACCUCAGAACCUCAACCUGGCGUACGGCGCAGAGUACGUCUUCAGCAUCUUGCAACAUCCAUCAAAGGGGAUAAAUCCAAGUGGCAGAACAAAGAUAGCAUUACAAUCACCAAGUGGAAAGAUUCAUAAAUUCGUUAAAAAGGACGACACCACGCCGUUUGGAACCUGGGAUCUCCCCAUCAAGUGCAAUGAAACUGGUAUAUGGAGAGGCCUGGUCAGCAUCGACACCGGUACAUCUCUCUGUGUGUUUGCCGAAUGGGUGUGUCAACAUUAGCCCUUUGUUUACUACUAAUAAUACAUAAUUAUAAAGUCAUAUACGAGAUAUAAGUAUCAUUCUAAUGUUAGAGGAAGGCAGGUAUCUGACGAG
Molecule: messenger RNA, 2870 nt
Organism: Williopsis jadinii
Lineage: Eukaryota; Fungi; Ascomycota; Saccharomycetes; Phaffomycetales; Wickerhamomycetaceae
Gene: CYK3
Product: Cyk3p
Exons: 1
Coding region: 150-2777 (875 amino acids)
Molecular function (GO): protein binding
Source: RefSeq, a predicted model, not a curated record